GGACCAAUCCGUAUUGACGCCUCCUCAUAUCAGCAUGGAAAUCCUACUGGGCCCCACCGUCUCAGACCGACACUAAUUAAUGAUCGACCUGGUUCUGAGAUGGUCUUCUCGGGCGGAUCCGCACCUCCAUCGACAGCAACGCGGACCCAGAAUAACAUGCAUUUGGGUAUCGACUACUCGACUUCGUCUUACGGUUCACAUCGAAGCAUGGUCGUGAAUGCCCUUCAAGUAAGACAGGCGUGA
Molecule: messenger RNA, 243 nt
Organism: Colletotrichum tamarilloi
Lineage: Eukaryota; Fungi; Ascomycota; Sordariomycetes; Glomerellales; Glomerellaceae
Exons: 2
Source: RefSeq, a predicted model, not a curated record